GAUCCCGGACGGCAGAAAGACGUCCAGUUUCAGGUGAGAGGACACACUGACAGGAACUGAGGCUUCAGAGAAUUAAAGGUUCUGCUGCUGGUUCUGGUCAAGCUGAACCAUGGAUGAAUACUCCUCAGACAUGUGGUGGGGGACGCUCGGCACUGUCCGACCCUUCCCCAACUUCUACCCGGACCGAGACGCGGCGGACAUCCAGGCGGCGCUGGAGAAGAAAGACAUGGCGGCGCUGGUGAGGAUCCUGACCAACCGCAACAACGCCCAGAGACAAGCCGUCGCCCAGAGCUUCCAGGACAAAACCAAGCAGGAUCUGAGCGGCGCUCUGAAGAAGGUUCUGUCCGGAGAGCUGGAGGAGCUGCUGCUGCAGCUGGUGAUGCCACCGGAACAGCUGGAAGCCCAGCGGCUGAAGGCGGCCAUGGCGGGUCUGGGCACCGAUGAGGAAACUCUGCUGGAGAUCUUGUGUUGCCGCUCCAGGAAGACGCUGCAGGAAGUGGCUGCCGUCUACAGGCAGAUGUAUAAGAAGGAUCUGGAGAAGGAGCUGAAAGCAGAAACCAGUGGAGACUUCGCCCGGCUGGUUGUGGCUCUGCUGAAUAAAGCCGUUACUGCAGGCUCUGUCCAGAGAGACGUUCAGGCUCUCGCUGCGUCUCUCAGUGGGAAGAAAGCAGAAGCCGGACCUUGGAUCAACAUCCUGACGUCCAGAGACUCGAAUCACCUGGAUAAAGUGCUGAUGGAGCUGGAGCUGGAGACGGGGCAGACGGUGGAUCAGCUGCUGGAGAAACACUUCUCAGGAGACUUCCGGCUCGGCCUGAGAGUUUUAAUUCAGUGCAUCCAGAACCCCAAGGUCUACCUCGCCCAGAGACUGCUCACCAUGAAGUGCUGACGACAGAAAUCUAAAGAAAACAUCUUGGAUUAUUGUGUAGAUGAAUCGAUCUGAUCCUGUGGGAACUGGGUCGGGUCACGACCCGGUCAGGUACAGUAACAUGACCAGGACUAAUUCUGCUGAUUCAUUUUAACCUCCAGAAAUCAGGCGGAUGGUUUCAGGCCAGCAGCUGGCAGUAAUAUUUUUAGAAACAUGAAUAUUUCAGAGUGACUGCAGCUGCUUCCAAAAUGUUCCAUGAAGAUUCAAUAAUUCUGUAAAUUAAAACCUGACGUGUGAGAGGCGACUUACUGCUGUAAUGAUUGUAAAUCGGACUGAUCUCAGCGGACUGCAGGUAAAAGAUUAACCCUUUAAUUCAUGUUUCUGGAUUCAGUUGUUUAAAAAUUAAUUCGUUUUUAUUUUAGUAAGUACAUCGUCUGACAGCUGCAGGUUUUGAUUUGUCACAUCUUUUAUUAAACUAAAAGGAGGCAAAAGGUGAGCGAAGUUGCUCCCUCACCUUCUUCAAAUCAGAAGAAAUUGAUGUCAGUCAAUCAUGUUGGUGCAGUCAGUCAGGUUGCUGCAGUCAUGUUGCUGCAGUCAGUCAGGUUGCUGCCAUCAUGUUGUUGCAGUCAGUCAGGUUGCUGCAGUCAUGUUGUUGCAGUCAGUCAGGUUGCUGCCAUCAUGUUGCUGCAGUCAGUCAGGUUGUUGCAGUCAGGUUGCUGCAGUCAGGUUGCUGCCAUCAUGUGGCUGCAGUCAGUCAGGUUGCUGCAGUCAUGUUGCUGCAGUCAGUCAGGUUGCUGCCAUCAUGUUGCUGCAGUCAGUCAGGUUGCUGCAGUCAGGUUGCUGCAGUCAUGUUGUUGCAGUCAGUCAGGUUGCUGCCAUCAUGUUGCUGCAGUCAGUCAGGUUGCUGCAGUCAGGUUGCUGCAGUCAGGUUGCUGCCAUCAUGUGGCUGCAGUCAGUCAGGUUGCUGCAGUCAUGUUGCUGCAGUCAGUCAGGUUGCUGCCAUCAUGUUGCUGCAGUCAGUCAGGUUGCUGCAGUCAGGUUGCUGCAGUCAUGUUGUUGCAGUCAGUCAGGUUGCUGCCAUCAUGUGGCUGCAGUCAGUCAGGUUGCUGCAGUCAUGUUGUUGCAGUCAGUCAG
This is a messenger RNA of Xiphophorus hellerii (green swordtail), 1999 nucleotides long. RefSeq names its product annexin A14 (gene anxa14). Lineage: Eukaryota; Metazoa; Chordata; Actinopteri; Cyprinodontiformes; Poeciliidae. The record is from RefSeq and is a predicted model, not a curated record. The transcript is spliced from 11 exons. Gene Ontology annotation, cellular component: nucleus; plasma membrane; vesicle membrane. Gene Ontology annotation, molecular function: calcium-dependent phospholipid binding; phosphatidylserine binding; calcium ion binding. The coding region runs from base 110 to 886 and encodes 258 amino acids.